GAUGGAUCUGCAAAUCUCAGUUUUUCUUCUCUUCAUUCUUUUCACUGCAGGACACUCUCUCAGCUGUUAUGAGUGUAUGGGUCUGAUGGGUUCUUGUGCAGAUCAGAAGUUAAAAGCAUGUCCUAGUGGAUCUUCUCAGUGCUCGAGUACAACAGCUGUGGUACAAAUUGGUGACUUUAGUUCAAAAGUAAAGGCUAAAGAUUGUGCUCCUGCCUGUCAAAGUGGGUCCUUGAACUUUGGCACUGUAAAGACGACUAUUUCCUGCUGUAACACAGACCAGUGUAACCUCCAAGAUGCUCCAGAUCCCUCUAAUGCCCCCAAUGGAAGGACAUGUUACUCCUGUGAAGGACAGAGCUGCACAACCAUAUUGAGCUGUUACGGGGACGAAAGACCACUGCAUUACAGCAACAGUGACUUCUGGAGGCCAGUUCAGUUGUUGUAAAAGGCUGUGUGUCUAAAUCUAUUUGUGAUGCCCCAACAUUAGUUCCUGAUCAAUGCGAGCGUCUCAUGUUGUGAGGGGAACCUGUGUAACGGUGCUUAGAGCGUCUCCCAGAGCUUCCUGUUCCUCUGCUGUUCUCUGCUCUCCUACUUCCUGCUGCACUGAAUCCAGCAGCUCUUCACAUCCUACAAUAAUACAUAUAUCAAAUCAUCUAUCAGAGGAAAAUAUUAGGCUUUCUUUAAGCCUUUGUCUUUGAUAACAGGAGUGAGCGGGUUUUUCAUGCGUACAGAAUCCA
Megalobrama amblycephala (Wuchang bream) is the source of this 734-nucleotide messenger RNA. Its product is annotated as lymphocyte antigen 6E-like. The transcript is spliced from 5 exons. Bases 2 to 442 code for a protein of 146 amino acids. Lineage: Eukaryota; Metazoa; Chordata; Actinopteri; Cypriniformes; Xenocyprididae. The record is from RefSeq and is a predicted model, not a curated record.